Penicillium samsonianum is the source of this 1365-nucleotide messenger RNA. Its product is annotated as glutamine synthetase family protein. Gene Ontology annotation, molecular function: glutamine synthetase activity. Bases 1 to 1365 code for a protein of 454 amino acids. NCBI's taxonomy places the organism in Eukaryota, Fungi, Ascomycota, Eurotiomycetes, Eurotiales, Aspergillaceae. The record is from RefSeq and is a predicted model, not a curated record. The transcript is spliced from 6 exons.
AUGACCACACCCACCAUGAUCACGGUUGAAUCACUCCCAAACCUUCUCGCCGACGACAUCAAAGUCAAAGUCGCCGGUAUCGACAGCGAUGGUGUGCUUCGUGGCAAGGUUAUGGCCAAGGAGAAGUUCCUUGGGAUUGCGGAAAAGGGAUUCGGCUUCAGCUCAGCUCUUUUCGGUUGGGAUAUGCACGAUAUGCUAUGGACAACCGAUGCACGGGUCGCACCCCGGAAUCAGGUGCGAUUUCUUGAUGAUACACGCCCGGUUUCUGCAGAUGGGAGGAGUAUGCUGAGGAGCCUGUGCGAUAAGCUUGCGGGAGAGGGGCUUCAUGCUUUUGCUGGAGUCGAACUUGAAUUUAUGAAUUUCCAGACUCCUUCCGAGGACGGAUACGGCAGUGCAGGUUCCCAGCAUCCCAAUCUCGCUUCUUUCCUAGAGAAAAAUGCACCUAGUGCCCUGCGACCAAUUACAGCUGGCAUGUUCUGCUAUAGCUCAACACGACCAGUUGCGAACAAGAAGUACUUCUAUGACAUUUUCAAUACUAGUGCGCAGAUCAACUGCGGCAUUGAAGGAUGGCACACUGAGGGCGGGCCCGGUGUGUAUGAAGCAGCCUUGAAGGUUUCCGAGAUUAGCGAAAUGGCAGACAAAGUGGCAUUAUUCAAGCUUUUAACCAAAUCCCUAGGAGUUGACCACGGCGUUACACCAUGCUUCAUGGCUAAGCCCAUGCAGGGCAUGCCAGGUAGCUCUGGACACAUCCACAUCUCACUUGCUGACAAGGAUGGGAAGAACCUGUUUGCAAGAGAGACACCCGAGGCAAACCCUCAAUGGUCGGACAUCGCACACCUCUCCGAAACAGGACGUCAUUUCCUUGCCGGGCUUCUGGAAGCUCUGCCAGAUAUCAUGCCAUUGUUUGCACCGACUGUGAACUCAUACAAGCGCCUCGUUGAGAACUACUGGGCGCCAGUGCACAUUAGCUGGGGACUCGAGGACCGGAUUGCCUCAAUCCGUCUUAUCACGCCACCAGUAUGCAAGCCAGGUGCCACGCGUUUCGAAGUCCGCAUUCCUGGAGCUGAUCUCCAUCCCCAUUAUGCACUGAGUGUCAUCCUUGCAGCUGGCUGGAGGGGUGUACAGAAAAAGCUUGAGAUCACGGUCCCACCGAUGUCUGCACGCACGCCAGGGGACCGUCCAGAGCUUCUUCCCAAUACUUUGGACAAGGCUUUGGACCGUUUCUCAGCUCCGGGAAGUAUUGCACGGGAGAUUCUGAGUUCAGAGUUUGUAGAUUUCUUCACAGCCACAAGACAACACGAAUUGGGUCUUUGGAGAGAGGCUGUCACUGAUUGGGAGUUGAAGCGAUAUAUUGAAAUAGUGUAA